GGUACAGCAAUGUUCGUAUGGGCAUGAUGGUUGCAAAAAAAACCUUGUUCAUUGCACAGUAUUUGUACAGUUAAUGAGUCGACAAGAAGCUUUUGCGUGACGACAGCGGCCAGGUAUUGUACAGCUUGCUGGAUUGAUAAGAAAUCAAACACUCGCGUCACACAGUCGUGGAUCGGAUCAUUUGCCGUAUAGCAGUGCGUCGGUGCAUGUAGAGUGUUUCGAUUAGCUGUGUGUCUUUCGUGUUUGUUGCGUCUGCAAAAUGUUUGAAGCUGUUCGAAUCGGAAAUCUAUGCACCAGUGCAGUGCUGCUGGUGAUUGCAUUCCAUUCCAGUGGAGUUGUAGCCGAUGCAUCCACCGACCAGGGAACGAUCGACCUGAACAGUAUCGACAUCAACAAGCUGAAAGAUGAUGUAUUCGCGGAGAUACUGCCCCCCGAGUUCAAGAACGUAACACUACCCAAAAUGGAAGACAUCCAGAAAAUCAUCAAAGACAAAUGUUCCCGUGUGGCCGGCAGCGAUGCGUCAUAUGAAGAAGCGGAACAAGCCGCCCAGAAGUUUGGCGAUUGCAUGAAGGAUUUGGUAGACUUUAGCGAUCUGCAGGAGGAGAUCAAGAAGGCGAAACCAACCGGUGAUUUGGAUACCGUGUUCAACAAAUACUGCCGCAGGCGUUCCGCUGCCAUUGAGUGCAUCGAUACGUUCUCAAACAAGAUAGACGUUUGCUUGGAGAAUGACGAAAAAGAAAGCAAAGUGGUGGCGGUGAACAUUGUGCAUGGUCUUUUAAACUUUGUCUGUCAUAAGGAUGGCGAUCAGAUUGCCUUGUUCAUUGCAGAGGAAGGUCCGGAAUGUUUUUCCGACCAAAAAGACGCUCUGAUGGACUGUGUCAAUGGUACACUGUCCGGGUAUCUGAAGGACGAUUCUGCCCCAGUUACCGAAGGUCUGCCGAAGCUUGUAAUGGGCAAAAAGCAGUGCGACGAAAUGAGCUCACUUCAAGAAUGUAUGGUGCAGGCUCUGGAAGGCUGCAAAGAAUCCACACCAGCCAAUUUGGUUGAAUCUUUGUUCAAGUUCGUGCGGCGGGAAACACCAUGUGCCAACAUUACGGGUGAAGCAAAUCCCAGGAAACUUGCCCGAGCUGGUGGAGAACUAGCGAAAGCUUCCCAUCAAAUCAUAACGUCCACGUUGAUAAUGGCGUUGGUUGCCAAAUUGUUAAUAGGCUGAAAAACCACCAAUUUUGUGUCCAACGAAUGUUCCUAGUUCGAAGUUGACUGAUCAAUGUGAACAAAAUCUUUCUUACAGAACAAACUGCAAACCACAUCAGGGGACUUUUUAGAUAGUAAAUAGAAAGUGUUUGCGAUGCUCCAUGUUUGAAUUUAUAACAGUUAAUAAAACGUUUCCAGCCGGACUUGGUGAAAAGAGGCCAAAGUUUAAAUAAUAGUAUGUAAUGAUGCAAUGAAUUUGGCACUAGAAAAAGGGUCCCAAACCUUAAUCGCUGUUGUUUUUCCACGGUUCGGGAUUGACGAAAAUCUUCGACACAGUUCCACGCAAAGUAUUAGGCCCCUGAUUAAGUGGAACCGGUUUCGGUUUAUGUUUGGCACUUUUCAGCCAUUGUUGAUAAACUUCUUUCGAUAUUUUCUUUUUUUCCUGCUGUAU
Messenger RNA from Anopheles moucheti, 1645 nucleotides. Its product is annotated as 27 kDa glycoprotein-like. Bases 260 to 1213 code for a protein of 317 amino acids. The record is from RefSeq and is a predicted model, not a curated record. The transcript has 7 exons. NCBI's taxonomy places the organism in Eukaryota, Metazoa, Arthropoda, Insecta, Diptera, Culicidae.